This is a messenger RNA of Anopheles coustani, 7129 nucleotides long. It is a transcript of the gene obe, whose product is annotated as activating signal cointegrator 1 complex subunit 3. NCBI's taxonomy places the organism in Eukaryota, Metazoa, Arthropoda, Insecta, Diptera, Culicidae. Gene Ontology annotation, molecular function: ATP binding; ATP hydrolysis activity; nucleic acid binding. The coding region runs from base 133 to 6675 and encodes 2180 amino acids. The transcript has 7 exons. The record is from RefSeq and is a predicted model, not a curated record.
UGACUAAGUGCGGUGGAUACCAGCUGUUCGUUGUGAAACAACUGUUUUUAAAACAAUCAUAAAUAAAACGCACAGGUUUUAGCAGAGUGAUCUGAAGAUUGCUAGCUGCAGUACCUAUUGCUUGUAGAUAAAAUGACUGAACUACCGAGACUUUCACGCGCGAUGCGUGCCAAUACCGAUUUGGAUAUCGAACGGAACCUUACGAGUGAUCCUAAAGAAAAGGCCGCCAUACAACUGUUUCGCAAGAAGGAAACUACCAGUGGCGUUACCUGGAAGGAAUUGAAACUCUUCAUCAAUAGCAAAUUGGAUCAAAAAUCUUCCGGAGUGCUUACGAAACAGCUGCGCGACCUCUGGGAGAUGUGCCGAGAGAUGGUUGGUUCGGAGGAGAACACGACAUUGAUAGACGAAGCAGCGAUCUUAGUGUUGCGCUUGUUUUUGGACCAAAAAGUCGUUAUGAUGAAGCAUUCGACUCAGCUGAAGAAAAUGUUUGGUCAAGUACCGAACGCUCUUCUCAACAAAAUGUGCUCGUUGGUAUUCGAGAUGAGUAGCAGUUUGAAUACCGAAUGUCGGGAGUACCUUGUAGAAAAGGAAUAUGCACAAAGUUCGGAAGAGCCGGAGCUUUUCGGAGAGCAUAUAGUUUGCAAGUAUCCUGAGCGUAGAAAAUAUGAUUUUAGCAAACUCACAGAUCUUACUCCGGCGAAACCGUCCGAAGCUAAACCAGUCCAAACGUUCUCGAUGAAUUACGAAACUAUACCGAAACCGCAAGCAGCAGCUGCAGUGCAGGCAGGACCAUCAGGAAGUGCCGGUUCGAAACCACAAUCUGAAAAGUAUACGCGUAGCUGGUUGACCCAACAGAUACCUCCGGAUCUGGUGGACAAUCUGAUGGAACUACUGAAAUCGGCGAAAACCAACGACGAGCUUCAGAUGGAUCUAUUCGAUUUUCUCGGUGUGCAAUAUCUGGACGUGAUUCCGGAAAUACUGCAAAAUCGAAAGCAUUUGAUAGAAUCCGUGAAAGCGCUGGACCAGAUAAAGAUGAUGAAAAAAGUCCAAAAGAAGAUGGAAGCAUUGCAGCAAGGACCAUCGUACCUACGGCCGGUAAUGAUACAAUCUGAAUCGGAGAAACAGUUGCGCAAGCAGGUGAACAAGGAGGAGAAGAAGCUUAAAAAGCUUCUCAACGAAGUAGGCGAUGAUGAGGAAGCUUGCGAGAUAAUCGAUCCGCUAAAAUUGCGGCUGAAUUACCAGCAAAGUUUAUUGCUAGUGGCCCAAACGAAACCUUUUCUUGGAGACCGAACGAGUACUGCUACAAGUUCCCGCCCAGCUAGCAAACCGAUCAAAUAUCCCUUUGUUUUUGACUCGUACAGUGAAGCCCGUAGUCAUGUGGGAUUUAUCGCUGGCAAUAAGAUUGUUCUUCCGGAAAAUGUGGAAAGAAGCGAUAAUAAACUGUACGAGGAGGUGAAAAUUCCCGCCACCGAUCCACCUCCGUUGUCAAUCGGGAGCAACAGAAUUAAGAUCAGUUCACUAGACGAGAUCGGGCAGAUCGCGUUCAAGGGUUGCGAGGAAUUGAAUCGCAUCCAAAGUGUAGUGUUUGCGGCCGCCUACAAUAGCAAUGAGAAUCUGCUGGUGUGUGCCCCGACCGGUGCUGGUAAAACGAACGUCGCUAUGCUGACAAUCGUCAACACGAUCAGACAGUUUGUCGAUCAGGGAGUUAUUCAUCGCGAUCAGUUCAAGGUGGUGUACGUGGCGCCAAUGAAAGCACUGGCAGCGGAAAUGACGAGCAACUUCGGUCGACGACUUCAACCGUUGGGCAUUUCCGUCCGAGAGCUAACCGGAGACAUGCAGCUGACGAAAACGGAACUUUUGCAGACCCAAAUGAUAGUGACUACCCCGGAGAAGUGGGAUGUCGUUACUAGAAAGGGUGCUGGCGAUGUAGCGUUCAUCAGUCUUGUCAAAUUGCUCAUCAUUGACGAAGUACAUCUACUGCACGGUGAGCGAGGUCCGGUAGUGGAGGCACUGGUGGCACGAACAUUACGACUUGUGGAAUCCUCUCAGAGCAUGAUUCGCAUCGUGGGCCUUUCGGCCACCCUGCCCAAUUACAUUGAUGUGGCUCGGUUCCUUAGAGUUAAUCCAAUGAUUGGACUCUUCUUCUUUGAUUCACGCUUCCGUCCCGUUCCGUUGAGUACGAAUUUUAUCGGUGUAAAGUCGUUGAAUGCACUGAAACAGCUCUCGGACAUGGACAUGAUUUGCUACGAACGAUGCAUCGACAUGGUACGUCAGGGACAUCAGGUGAUGGUGUUUGUACACGCGCGUAAUGCCACCGUUCGAACGGCCACGAUGAUCAAGGAUCAAGCUCAACAAAGAGGACACAUUAAUCUGCUAGUUCCGGAAAGCAAUCCCGAGUACGGAAGUGCGAUAAAAGUUGUAUCAAAGAGUCGCAACAAGCAAUUUGUAGAACUGUUCCAAAACGGCUUGGCAAUGCACCAUGCCGGUAUGUUACGUCAGGAUCGAAAUUUGGUAGAAAAGUAUUUCGCGGACGGUCUAAUCAAAGUGUUAGUAUGUACGGCGACGCUUGCGUGGGGUGUCAACUUACCAGCGCAUGCUGUUAUUAUCAAAGGGACUGAGAUUUACGAUUCUAAGCAUGGUACGUUUGUUGAUCUGGGCAUACUAGAUGUGCUGCAGAUUUUUGGCCGUGCCGGACGACCGCAAUACGAUAAGAGUGGCGUAGGAACGAUCAUCACGACGCACGAUAAGUUGAAUCACUACCUAUCCCUGCUGACAAACCAGUUCCCGAUCGAGUCCAACUUUGUCCAGUGUUUGGUGGACAAUCUAAACGCCGAGGUGACCCUCGGAACGAUCAGUAACGUGGACGAGGCGAUCGUUUGGUUGAGCUACACGUACCUCUUCGUGCGGAUGCGCAUGAACCCGCAAUGCUACGGGCUAAACUAUGACGAUCUUAGGCACGAUCCCUCGCUGGAGCUGAAACGCCGUCAGUUGAUCCAUAAGGCAGCCAUGGAACUGGACAAGGCCAGAAUGGUGCGUUACAACGAACGCACUGGUGAUCUGAAUGUCACGGACCUUGGACGCACGGCAUCCCAUUUCUACAUCAAGUACGACACGGUCGAGGUAUUCAACGAGAUGCUCAAACCGAUCAUGACCGAUGCCGACAUCCUGCAGAUGAUGGCCAAUGCGCAAGAGUUCCAGCAGCUGAAGGUUCGCGACGACGAGAUGGAUGAAUUGGACGAACUGACGCACGUGUGCUGUGAGGUGCAGGUUCGUGGUGGUAGUGAAAAUAUCCACGGCAAAGUCAACAUCCUUAUGCAGACGUACCUCUCGAAGGGGUUCGUUCGCUCAUUUUCCCUAAUGUCGGACAUGUCAUACAUUACGCAAAACGCGGUGCGAAUUGCGCGAGCACUCUUCACCAUUGUGCUGCGGGCCAAUAAUCCCAUCUUGGCCGGGCGCAUGCUAAACGUAAGCAAAAUGUUUGAAAAACAGAUGUGGGAGUCUCAGACGCCAAUGUAUCAGUUUGGCAUUCUACCGUUAGAUGUGGUAGAGAAGAUUGAAAAGCGAGGGCUCAGCAUUCUGGCCCUGCGGGACAUGGAGGAAAAGGAAAUUGGUGACUUCUUACGCAAUCACCGGUAUGCCAAGAUGGUCAAACGUUGUGCGGAAGAGUUCCCGAUGCUUGAAAUUGAGGCUACCCUGCAGCCCAUCACACGAACGGUUCUCCGGAUUCGUGUAUUUAUACGAGCAUCGUUCCGGUGGAACGAUCGCGUGCACGGGAAGACGGCGGAAUCGUUCUGGAUUUGGAUAGAGGAUCCGGAAAGCAACUACAUCUAUCACUCUGAGUACUUCCAAAUCACCAAACGGCAAACGGUUCGGCAGGAAGAGCAAGAACUCAUCAUGACCAUCCCUCUGAAGGACCCGUUGCCCCCACAGUAUUACAUUCGUGUCGCUAGUGACACCUGGCUCGGCAGUAACAACCUGGUGCCGCUGUCCUUCAAGCAUCUAAUCCUCCCGGAAGUACACCCACCUCAUACGGAACUAUUACCUCUGCAGCCCCUACCGGUGACGGUGCUAAACAAUCGAAAGUUUGAAUCGCUCUACAGCUUCACCCAUUACAAUCCCAUUCAGACGCAAAUUUUCCACUGCCUCUACCACACGGACAACAAUGUACUAUUGGGCGCACCGACCGGUUCGGGAAAAACGAUCGCUGCCGAGAUGGCAAUGUUCCGCGUGUUUCGCCUGCUUCCCACUGGCAAGGUGGUUUACAUAGCGCCACUGAAGGCACUGGUGAAGGAACGCAUGGACGACUGGAAGGUACGGAUCGAGAAGAAGCUAGGCAAAAAGGUGGUUGAACUGACGGGUGAUGUUACGCCGGACAUUCGCGCAAUCAAAGAGUCAUCGGUGAUCGUGACUACCCCUGAGAAAUGGGACGGCAUAAGUCGCUCGUGGCAGACGCGAGACUACGUUCGGGAUGUGGCGUUGAUAGUGAUUGACGAAAUACAUCUGCUGGGAGAAGAUCGUGGCCCGGUGCUAGAGGUGAUCGUCUCACGAAUGAACUUUAUUUCCUCCCAUACCGAGCGUACGGUGCGGAUAGUAGGUCUGUCGACAGCGCUGGCGAAUGCAAAAGAUUUGGCCAAUUGGCUCGGCAUAGGGAUGAUGGGGCUUUACAACUUUAAACCUUCCGUACGACCCGUUCCCUUGUCGGUGCAUAUUCAGGGUUUCCCGGGAAAGCAUUACUGCCCGCGUAUGGCUACGAUGAAUCGACCCGCGUUUCAGGCCAUUCGGCAGUACUCUCCGUGUACACCCGCGCUAAUCUUUGUGGCUUCGCGUAGGCAGACCCGUCUCACUGCCCUCGAUCUCAUUGCAUUCCUCGCGGGGGAAGAUAACCCGAAGCAGUUCUUGCACACCUCCGAGGAAGAAAUGGAGCAAAUUCUUCAGAACGUCCGAGACAGUAAUUUGCGUCUGACGCUUGCGUUCGGAAUCGGAAUGCACCAUGCCGGAUUGCAGGAACGCGAUCGUAAGACGGCCGAGGAAUUGUUCUUGAACCGGAAAAUACAGAUCCUUAUCGCUACGGCUACGCUGGCGUGGGGAGUGAAUCUUCCCGCACAUCUCGUCAUCAUCAAAGGCACGGAGUACUACGAUGGCAAAUUGAAGCGUUACGUCGACAUGCCCAUCACAGACGUACUGCAAAUGAUGGGACGUGCGGGUCGACCUCAGUUUGGCAACGAAGGUAUCGCCUGCGUGUACGUGCAGGACUCUAAGAAAAACUUCUACAAAAAGUUCCUCUACGACCCGUUCCCCGUGGAGUCCAGCCUUCUCGCGGUUCUGCCCGAUCACGUGAAUGCGGAGAUCGUAUCGGGUACGCUGCAAACGAAGCAAAGUGUGCUGGAUUACCUAACCUGGACCUACUUCUACCGGCGUUUACUGCGGAACCCAACCUACUACGGGCUGGAGAGUACGGAAAUGGAGAAUAUCAAUUACUUCCUGUCGGAACUGAUAGAAACUGUGCUUGAUAAACUGAUACGUGCCGGUUGUGUGCUAAUGGAGGAAGAUAACCGCACGCUCAGGCCCACCUCGAUGGGGCGCAUUUCAUCCUAUUACUAUCUAUCGCAUGUGACGAUGCGUCACUUUGCCGACACGUUACGGCCCGAUUUAAGCAUGGAAGAGUUGCUUCGGGCAAUGGCGGACGCCGCAGAAUUCGAAGAACACCCCGUGCGCCACAAUGAGGAUUUGUACAACGCAGACUUGGCGAAAUUGUGCCCCCUUAAGGUUGAUCCCUUGACGGUGGACAACCCACACACGAAGGUGUUUUUAUUGCUACAGGCGCACCUUUCCCGAUUGCCCCUACCCAACUCUGAUUACGGAACCGACACGAAAUCGGUGCUUGAUCAAUCGAUACGAAUUUUACAGGCCAUGAUUGAUAUCAGUGCGGAAAGAGGAUGGCUUGCUACGACAUUGCGCAUACAGCAAUUGAUGCAGUGCAUCAUCCAAGCACGCUGGUUGGAGGAUCCGGUAGUUAUGACGCUACCGAACGUAGAAUCGUACAACGCAUCGGUUUUCAAUCACAUAAAAACCGAAUUACCUUUCCUUACGCUUCCGGCGCUGAAGGAUAAAUGCAAUCGAAAGUAUGAAAAGUUGGCAGCCCCCCUGAGACAAGAGUUUGAGGAACCGGAAAUCGAACAGAUUUACAAAGUGAUAAGCGAGCUGCCGUCUCUCAAUGUGCAGAUUUCGGUACGCGGGCCGUACGGCACGAAGGGAGAUGUGGACCGUUCGGUUCAGCAGCCUCCAACCCGCGAGCAGUGGAUGGAGCUGUACGCUGAUCAGGAAUACGUUGUGUGUGUGCAGCUGAUACGUUUAGGAUCAUUCGACUCACUCAACGUGCACUGUCCAAAGUUCCCCAAGGGAAAGGAUGAAGGAUGGUUUUUAACAUUAGGCCAUCAAGCCGAGGGUGAGGUGAUUGCCUUGAAGCGGUGUGUGUAUCGUAGCAACAGGAGCACGCAUCAGUUGUGCUUUUACGCACCGUCACGCGUUGGACGCUGCAUAUAUACAGUGUACCUUAUGUCGGAUGGCUACAUAGGACUAGAUCAGCAAUACAACAUCCAGAUUGAAGUGGUGACCCCACCGGAAGGAAGUGUUGGGGCCACAAGUGUCUUUGCCAAGGGUGAAGGUUUUUGGUGAAUUGAUAGAGACUGAGCAAUGGCUAUUGGGGAGGAAAUAUAUUUAUCAAAAAAGAAGUUCCAGCGUCGCUGGUAACUCCAGAACACAUCGUCAUUCGUGCUAAAGGGAGAUUUUUCAUUAAAGAAAUGAAAUAAGGUAAGUAUGAACUGUACGUACUUUCUUCGGCGUCAAUAAAAAUAUAUAUUUUAUUAGAAAUUCGACUGUUUGCAUACUCCACAUUCACAGUGUAGCUUUCGUACUGAAUCGUCGGCUUAACUGUUUCUCGUUUGAAACCCAAACUGGUGGAAUACAUACAUCUAAGCAACGGUUAGAGAGCGCCAUUGCAACGCACUCUUUUGUCCUCCGUUCAAGAUCGUGCAACUUUAAUAAUUCGUUUCUAACAAUCAUGCAAAGGAUUGGUAACGACAUUUUGAUUUAUUGCACGCCUAGCAUCUUCUUUUUGCUAUUGCCUUGU